This is a messenger RNA of Podarcis raffonei (Aeolian wall lizard), 2432 nucleotides long. RefSeq names its product homeobox B9 (gene HOXB9). Gene Ontology annotation, cellular component: nucleus. Gene Ontology annotation, biological process: embryonic skeletal system morphogenesis; regulation of transcription by RNA polymerase II; anterior/posterior pattern specification. Lineage: Eukaryota; Metazoa; Chordata; Lepidosauria; Squamata; Lacertidae. The record is from RefSeq and is a predicted model, not a curated record. Gene Ontology annotation, molecular function: DNA-binding transcription factor activity, RNA polymerase II-specific; RNA polymerase II cis-regulatory region sequence-specific DNA binding. The coding region runs from base 1 to 663 and encodes 220 amino acids. The transcript is spliced from 2 exons.
AUGAACAGCCACCAGUCCGGACUGCGGUUCCUUCCACCUCCUUCCCACCAUCCAGGUUGGAGAGGUCACCAUCCCCACCAUGAGUUCCUCCCUCCGAAGAUCAGCUCGUCUUGCUUGUACGCUUCGAGGAGAAAAGACCAGGAAUCCUCUUGCUUGGAAUUUGAGGCCGAGAAAUUUCCUCCGACCCCUCUCCAGCCAGAAGUUCCUCCUCUCCCCGGGCUGGGGAUGAAAGAACCGGCUUUCUCCGUCCGCCAAGGCGGUCCUCCGCAGCCAGCCUUCGCGGCCAAUUCCCUUCCACAGCCGUCUUUGGGCAUCUUUCCUCCGCCGUCACCUUGCGAAGAAUUAACUUCCGCCGCCGCCGCCGCCAACGGGACUCUACACCGCGGGAGUCCUUCACCUUCUCCUCCUGCCUUCGUGGACAAAAGAGAGUACGAGGUGUCUAUCCUAUUGAAACCUAACUAUGGACCAGGGGAGAGCAAAGGAGAAGCAGGGGAGGAAGCGGAGGAGAAAAUUUUAUUGCAGAAAGCUUCGACUUUAGAUCUAUCUAAAAGAGACAAAACUUCACCAGAGGAAAGAGAAUCUCGAGGUAGAUGGGAUGGAGGCAGUGAUCUAGAUAUUGGUUUCAGGUGUUUUUUGAAAACUUCAAGCGCAAAAGAACUUUAGUCGUCUAAUCUUCUAUCUAUGCCCCUGAAUGCAUCUGCUAUCCACCAAGUCAACUGACUUUUCUGUUUCCUUUUUUACUCCCUGCCUCUAUCACAACACUAAACAUAUUUUACUCUGAAGUAGGUUUCAUUGGUCCCAAAGGAACUUACUUCCAAAUAAGUAUUCUUUAUAUUGCAUUCUCUUUAUCUUUCUCUCUCUGGCUUCUUUUAAUUAUUUUUAAAAACCUGUACCAGUCUAUCUGUCUGUCUUGUCUUUCCUUCAAUCUCUUUCUAUUCAUUUUUGUCUCUCGAUACGACCCUUCAUCCAUCUCAGAUCUGUUCUGCUACCUACCAACACAGCACCUUGGUGUGCUACACACAGACAAACAUCAUCUCCAUCCUUUCGAGAAAAUUACUUGAGGAAAAUGACAGCCUUCUUUUAGACGUGACGUUGUUGCUGAUCUUGGGCUAAUUUUCUUCAUGGCCCAGAAUUAUGCUCUAUAAGGAUGAGUGGUUUCCUCAAGGAGAGCAACCGCUUAAUCGAACCCUUCUGUCCUCGCAGAAUUUCCCCUGCACCAGUAUUGAACAAUUAUUCCGUGCUGCAUUUUGGACCAAGGGUCCAACACCCUUGGUGUGAGAACUCAGGGUCUUUUUCACCCUCUCUGUCUCUCUCCAGUGCCGGAAAGGUUAUGGGGCUGUGUCCAGUUAAAACCUCUAUCGAGCACUUCCUGCUCUGCUAGAAGGAAAACUGAACCCACCGCGUUGCAAAAGACGAAUUUACGAUAGGGCAUUGUGUGAGAUCCUUGACAGAGACAGACAGCUCGAUCUGCAAGACUGUUAAGCCGAAGCUCGUUGGGAUAUUUUGGUCAUUUUAGGCCUAUUGGGCACGCCCUACGGCUCUAAAUCUACUUACUUGGAAGUAAAUCCCACUGAGAUAAGUGGACAUAAACUCUCACAUGAAUAUACUUAGGGUCUGGGUUGUCAGCCUACACGCCACAGCGGUUGGCUUGGACAUAACUGCUCCGGAGCAAAUGCGCUGUGAGAUGUUGUAGUGGGAUCAUUGAUUGAAACAUACAAGGCUUCUGCUUAACUGGAUUGGAUCUGGAGCAUCAAAAAGGUUGAGAAGGAAGAGGGGAUGGAGGGAGACGUGCGCUGAUAUGUUCAAGACACCCCUUGGGCUCCCCCCCUAAACACCCUCCUUUUCCACAGGCAGUAAAUUCAAGGCUAUAAAAAUCAGAGAAAGCUAAUGUAAGUUUUAUUCAACUAUUUAACCGUCUCAAGUCUAACGCCUUCUGUAAGGAAACAAAGAGGAUCAGUACCGGAUUGGACAUUUUACAAGGGUAGUAAAAUUAAAGUGCGUGUAUAUGGCGGGGAGGGAAGGGAGAGAGAGAGAGAGAGGAGUGUGUUGAUUUCAGCGAUGCAACUCAGCCUCUCCCCCCCCCACCCUCCGUUGCUUUCAAAACAAACUGGGCUAUUGCAGUAGAGACCCUACAGAUCAUCGAUCUGUUUAUCUGAAUCUUGAAAUGCACUCAUAUAGACGAACAAAACAUUGAAACCUAUAGCUUCUCUUUCUGUAUAUGUGUCUAUAUACAUGCAUACCACAUAUAUGGAGAGGGAGAGAGAGAGAGAGAGAUCUACCUAUACACAUACGCAUAUGUGGCGAGACUUGGGGUUUUUUUAAUUAUAAGCUUAUCAUGUGCUAUGGGCUUCACUUACAGGAGACAGAUUUCACUCAGGCAUGCAUAUUGCAUAUGCAGAUGCACACCCGUGUACACACACACACCGAGGCAU